GUUUCUCUUCCGCCGUCAAAGGAGACGCGGCGCGGGCGGGCGGCCCGUCGGAACUAUGCGCGCGGCGCGCGGGCGACCAUGCAAUGGCGCUCGCUGGUGCUGGGGCUGCUGCUGCUGAGGCUGGGGCUGCACGCGCUGCUGGCGCUGCUCCCCGCGCUGGCGCCCGGCCUCUGCCUGCGCCUCCGCCUCCCGUUCCCCUUCCCGCCGCGUUCCGCCGCCCUCGGCCCUCCCGGCGCCGCGCGGCCGCUGCCCGGCGGGGGCUCCUCGCAUUGGGGUUCGCUGCGGGGCGGCGGCGGCGCGGCGGGGCGCGAUGAGUACGAGACGCGCUACAGCGCCGCGUUCCCCCCGCAGCUGCGGGCCCGGCUGCGCGACGCCGCCCGCGGUAUGUUCGCCUUCGGCUACGACAGCUACAUGCAGCACGCCUUCCCCAGCGACGAGCUCGACCCCCUGCACUGCUGCGGCCGCGGGCCCGACCGCGACGACCCUUCGAAUCUGAACAUCAACGAUGUCUUAGGGAACUACUCGCUGACGCUGAUAGAUGCACUGGAUACCCUAGCGGUGAUGGGAAAUUCUUCCGAGUUCCAGAAGGCGGUGAAGCUGGUGAUUGACACAGUUUCAUUUGACAAAGACUCAACAGUCCAAGUUUUUGAGGCAACCAUCAGGGUUUUGGGAAGCCUGCUUUCUGCCCACAUAAUAAUUACAGAUGCCAAACAGCCUUUUGGUGAUAUGACCAUUAAGGAUUAUGACAACGAACUGCUGCACAUGGCUCAUGACCUAGCAGUGAGACUGCUCCCAGCAUUUGAGAACACCAAAACUGGAAUUCCGUAUCCUCGGGUCAACCUGAAGAAGGGAGUUCCUCCAAACAGCAAUAAUGAAACUUGCACUGCAGGAGCCGGUUCCUUGUUGGUAGAGUUUGGUAUUCUGAGCAGGCUGCUCGGCGAUUCCACAUUUGAAUGGGUGGCCAGGAGAGCAGUCAAAGCACUCUGGAGUCUCAGGAGUAACAACACUGGACUGCUAGGAAAUGUUGUGAAUAUUCAAACUGGCCAUUGGGUUGGAAAGCAGAGUGGCUUGGGGGCAGGAUCAGAUUCGUUUUAUGAAUACCUCCUGAAGUCCUACAUCCUCUUUGGAGAGAAGGAAGACUUAGAGAUGUUCAUCGAUGCUUAUCAGAACAUUCAGAACCACUUACGAAGGGGUCGAGAAGCUUGCAAUGAAGGUGAAGGUGACCCGCCUUUGUAUGUUAAUGUAAACAUGUUCACUGGACAGCUGAUGAACACAUGGAUUGACUCCUUGCAAGCCUUUUUUCCUGGACUGCAGGUGUUGAUAGGAGACGUAGAAGAUGCUAUUUGCCUCCAUGCUUUUUAUUAUGCCAUAUGGAAACGAUAUGGAGCCCUCCCAGAAAGGUACAACUGGCAAUUGCAAGCACCGGAUGUUCCCUUUUAUCCACUGAGGCCGGAGUUAGUGGAAUCCACAUAUCUUCUUUACCAGGCCACAAAGAACCCAUUUUACCUUCAUGUGGGAAUGGAUAUUCUACAGAGUUUGGAAAAAUACACAAAAGCGAAGUGUGGCUAUGCUACAUUACACCAUGUGGUGGAGAAGACAAAAGAAGAUCGAAUGGAGAGCUUUUUUCUCAGUGAAACAUGUAAAUAUUUGUACCUGUUGUUUGAUGAAGACAAUCCAGUGCAUAAGUCUGGAAAUAAAUAUAUGUUUACUACUGAGGGACAUAUUGUGUCUGUGGAUGAACGUUUUCGGAACUCGCUGUGGCAAGAUAUCCUCCCUGGGGAGGAGGGCACAGAAAAAGUUAAGCCUAACGAAUUAAAGGCCGUCAACUUCAGUUCUAAUUGUAACAGAGUUCCGGAUGAGAGGAGAUACUUGCUGCCGUUGAAGAGCAACUACAUGAGACAGAUCGAUCGGAUGGUGGGCUUGAUCUGAAUGCUUCUUCAAAGCAACUUUUGUCAUAUGUCAGGAAGAGCAUGGGAUUUGGCUCUGGACAUUCCUCUUCAGCUACACAGCUGUGUGUGCUGAGCCAUGUGGGUAUCCCCUGUGCUUGUUAGUUUUCAAUUAUGGACGUGAAGGGAGAUUUAAUUCCCUUACGAGUUCAGUCUUCUGAACUAUGGGAGCUCCAUGUGCCACCCAAAUAGAGAUUUCUGGUUUUAAGACUUCCUAUGAAAAACGUUGAAAAUGAAGGUUGGAUAUACUUCAAAAAAAAAGAAAAAAAGAAGAAGAAAACAAUUGGCAUGUGCCACUUAGCUACCUCUUUGUAGCUGCAUUACAGAUUUCCCUUUGGAAAAGGGUCAGGUAUUUAAUUUGAAAUGAUCUUGGGAUUGGGGAAGGAAUGGGAAAGUGCAAUUUCUUACACCACGUUUAAUUAUCGGGUUAUUCAGACCAGCAAUACACAAUCUGAAGUACUUCUCAGGUAGGGACCCACUGGCAGUGGGUUUUGACUAAAACAAAAAUGCUCUGUGUAGAACAGUAUCUUGAAGAGAUAGCUCUUGAUCACAUAAGAAGCUGUCAGUAUAGUCAUGAGAUCCCUCAUGUGCACGGUUGAAUAGCACUGUGCAGUCACAAGGGCUGUAGCUACAGAAACCAGUAAUAACACAAAUUUGGUGCCUUCUUUUGUAAGGGAGGGUGGGGUGGGGUGGGGAGGAGGAGGAGGGAUAAAACUUCCAAGCCACUCAGCUGUGGAAGCAGCUAACUUCCAGGAUCACAGUGCCUGCCGUGUGCCUGGUGCCUCUUCCAGAGAGAUGCUGCUGAGAACUGCUAUAACAGUCUGUGCAGAACAAACUCUUUCACAUUCCUUACAGCAUUAAUACGUGAGUGCCUUACGUUUUCCUCGGUGGCAGGAAAAACUGAACUUACCUGGGAGGAGGGAUGGAGUAUUUCUGGGUAGUUAAAAUAUGCAGUUGGUCCCAAAGUAAUGUAAAGAGUAACUUACAUGUGAGACAACUUUAAAAGAACUUUUUAAAUAGCGCAGCUGCUGUGCCCACCCCGAAGAACACUUCUGGGUUUAUUUUCUGUCACUGUAAUUGGCAAAGGGUGAAGGGGCCAUCCCUGCAUCAUCCUGAGGCAGGAGUCAGUGAGAGGUGUGAGCUCGUCCUUCUGUCACCAGGCAGUUUGGUACGUGCCAUCAUAGCUGCAUCGUGCCUGCAGGAGCUGCCGGUGCUGACCACAAUGCUGGAGUGUACUGCAGGCUGUGCCUUCUGAUUCCAGGGAGAAAACUGCUGGUGCUUCAUCCCACCAUCUUCAAUUGCAGCUCAGGUGUAUUUGAGGAAUAGCAAUAUGUGAAUUUUCACGAGGAAGGCAGUUGAAUUCGGGCAGCCCUGUUGUGAGGGAUGAGAACAACUUAGUCCUUUUUCCAGUGGCUCCUCAUUGCUUACGUGCUUUUUACAUGCUGCUGCUGACUGCAGUUGAAGCAAUUGAACGUUACUGUUGGGUUCAUUGUUUUUAAAUUAAGGCUUAAAAUAAGGACAAACUUGAUCUGCUGUAUUUUCACCUUUUUAUGGUAACAUCUGCUUUGGUAAGCCAUAUAUUGCAACUCAAAACAUUUCUAAUAAAUAUGAAGUUAGUGCUUAAGAGGUUAUUGCUUGAAUCUUUUAGUGUGCAGAUGCAUCUCAGGGACCUCAUUGUAGAAUCUUUUGUUCCGUGAUAGCUGGAUCUUGUAUUCAGGCAAAAAAAUACAUGUUCCUGUCUUCCUGGUUUUAAUGAAUGUGUUUUAAUAGGGGUUUUGGAGGUAGAGGGAAAUACGUUAAGAUUUCCCAAAACUUUGCAAUAGAAUCAGUUGCCUUUGCUAUCUUAGGCAGCUGGCAAUUCCAACUCCUUCAGAAUUGGCUUUGCAAACCUACGACUAGAAUAUCUGCUCAGUUGCCUAAAUCAAAGCAGAACACAAAUUCAGAGUGUUAAUAUCCAAACGUAUUGGAAAUGGCUCUCCUUAACCAGUAAACAUUGACUGGGCAUGCUGGCACACUUCAGUUUGUGAGCACCUGCAGAAGCGUGGGAGGAUGCAUAAAGGGAGUGCGUUCUGCAGGUGGGAGACAGCAGAAAUGCCUGGGGUUUCUGAAAUGCUGCAGGGUCAGACCUUCUGGUCGUGCUUGGCGAUGUGGAAGCAAAGCACAGUGUUCUGGAACAUUCCAUUUCAAGUCAGUGUAGCAGUUGCCAGUGCUGACAUUGCCCUCGGUGUGUUGUGGAUGUUUCUGGUGGUGCUUUUUCCCCACCUGGCACUGGAGCUCUCUGAAUGUGCAUUAUGCAUCAUGCAGUUGCCUCUGUGUUUUGUGCCUUCUGAAAAGCCUGAGCCCUGGUAAGGGUUCCAGCUGAGUGUUAUGCACCGAAGUCUGUUCCAGAGUUUUCCCAGGGAAGCACAGGGCUGAAAUGAAGUUGCACAGUAUCCUACCAGCUUGCUUUUCACUUCUCGUGUGUGCCAGGAGCGGUGAAAGGCGAUGUGCAGUGGGAGCAGAGUGGGCAGGUAUUGCAGCCCUUCAGCCCAUAGUGACUCGGGCCAUGAGUUGCAGUGCCAUCUCAUAGAUGGGCGGCUUCUCAUUAGAAACAGUGCUGGGAUUUGUGUUGCCACAGUGAGCCAAUGGCUGUCAUCCCACAGGAGCACUCCUGCCUCCUGGGAGGCUGGUUCCACGUGGUGGAAGGUUUGUGUUCUUCGGGGAGCCAACUCUUCUCUUUUGGAAUAAAAAACAAGUGUUCUGAGAUACUUUCCUCUGUAAUGGCAGGGCACAUGCUAUGCACUAAUAUGGAACCUUUUGGGAAGAUCAGUGGUAAAUGAAAUUGGUAACACUGCUGGAAUAACUUGCUGAAACAGGUUUUGUAUUUCUUGCUAUAAUGUGCAAUAUCAUUUUUUUCCUAAUUAAAGAUACAGUGUAUGCUUAACAGUUGUUUUUCAACAGAGUAUUUAAUUGGGGAUGGGCAACUUUUAAGAGGACCAAAUGUGCUUUUGUGAAACGUCCGAAGUUUUCAAAACUGAGCUUCAAUUUUAAAGUUUUGCAUUAAAAGUGAUGUAUUUGA
This is a messenger RNA of Gallus gallus (chicken), 5004 nucleotides long. RefSeq names its product ER degradation enhancing alpha-mannosidase like protein 1 (gene EDEM1). The transcript is spliced from 12 exons. Gene Ontology annotation, molecular function: mannosyl-oligosaccharide 1,2-alpha-mannosidase activity; calcium ion binding. NCBI's taxonomy places the organism in Eukaryota, Metazoa, Chordata, Aves, Galliformes, Phasianidae. The record is from RefSeq and is marked provisional. Gene Ontology annotation, cellular component: membrane; endoplasmic reticulum. Gene Ontology annotation, biological process: mannose trimming involved in glycoprotein ERAD pathway; endoplasmic reticulum mannose trimming; carbohydrate metabolic process. Bases 79 to 1929 code for a protein of 616 amino acids.